CUCGACUUAUCAGACACCCCUAUUGCAAGGGAGGUCCGUCUCUUGCCCACUUUCCUGUUUGACGGUUUCGGCUCACACUCGCAUAAGAGCAGGAGAGCAGGAGACCACUCUUACAUUUAAGUCGAUUCUUCUUACUACAGAAAGGCUCCAAUUCUCCAAAAGCCGACGCGCCGCUGGAAGCAUCUGCAGGUGGACUAACAAUACGGCAAGAGCUAGACGACUAGCACAUUGUACAGCACCAUGGCCAAGCGGGACUCGGACAAAAACACUCAGCAGUAUCGAAGAGCUAGCGAAGACAUCGUGGCAGAAACAUAUACGGCAUAUACGGAUUCAUCAUCGAGUAUACCUGUUUCCGAUGAUGCCAGUCAAUUCUCGAAGGAGACGACCAGCGAUCGCAAAAAGAAGGGCUGGACAAAGUCCCUGAGAAAGGCCACCAGCUCGAUUCUUUACAUGGCCAUGCCCCCAACAAGUGCGGACAAUGUGCCGAUGGUCGUUGCUCAAACACCCAUGUCGCCAGAUCGACUUAUCCCAGCCCUGCAUUCUCCCAUUUUGCAGUCGCCCUCACUGAUGACCGUCUCGCCCAUGUCAACACUUACACCAACUUCACCAUCAACAGUAACGUCCGCCCUCUAUGUGCCCGUUUCCUCGACCGCAGCGUCGUCCACAGCAUCUGUCGCGUCAUCUUCCGUCGCGUCGACGUCAUCUCACAAACUUCGCACCAGCAUGGAACCGAUGAUAGGAUACCCUGGGUCAGGUAACUCUGCUCACUCAAGCACAGCUCACCAUAAACAGCGAUCUUCAUCUACCGCCUCUUCGACUUCAUCUUCAGCCCCCCAAAAGAAAUCUUUGAAAGGAAAGGAGAGAGCGGAGCCGAUUUUGGCGGAUUUACCCAAUGAGAGCAGCCAGGCACGCGCCAAAUCCGUCGAUAGCCCAGUGGCAGCUAGAUUCAUACCACCAGCAUCUCCACCCUCCUCGAAACCCAGUCAGACUCAUAUCAAGCAUACAAACAGUGCCAGCCUCGCAGCAGCGAGUAUUCCAGGCUCAUUGGGAUCUGCAGGAGCCUACAACGAAAUCCAGAAGACGUUACCUUCUCCACCGCUCUCGCCCAUGUAUGUCACCAGUGAAUCGAGGAACGGAAACCAUGCAGUGGACCAAAAGAAAUCAAUAGCCACGCUUAAAGCGAUCGACCAAGUGCUGUUUGCAACCUCUGGUCAAUCCGCCCAGCAAGCUGAAGAAGAACAAAUUAUUGUCAUCCAGAGGGACAUCAAGCCAGACCAUUUGCCCAUGCUCCCACCAAAUAUCUCGAGGCUUAGCUUUGCUCUCGAUGCUGGUCCUGAGCGGGUGGAUGCAUCGACCGCACCAAGUCAUCCCGAUCUUUUGGACAGUAAAGUGGAUCACAAGACCAAGGAUGUCAAAGAGAGGCACAAGGCCCAGACAACGAAGACUCGCGAGGAUAUAAUCCUGGAAUCAUUUGAGGACGCAGACGUAGAAAAUGAGCAACAAGAGCCAGAGGCCGAACAACAGCAGAUUCAGGAGAGCGGUGCCGCCCUUUCAUUGCCAGGAGCAUUUCCGGGCGCUUUCUCGGAUGUAGCGGUCGCAGAAAAACUGCAGCCAAAACAAGCAACGGCCCCCGCUCCAUUACCAUCGGUAUCCCGCCCUGCGAAGUCGAUCGCGAGAAAGUUGCAAUCAGAUCAGAGAGUUGCCUCUGUUCCUGCACCACCAGCUCCUCUGCCUAUUCAGUCGCCACCAGCUGCAGAUGUAACACAUGUUGUCGAGACCACCGUUAUCAGAGCGCCAAAAGUUGAAAUUGCUCGACAGACAGCGCCAUCGGAGCGGAAUCAACAAAAGCCAAAGGGCCUAAUUGUGGACGCUCCUAGAUCCCCUGUAACUCCUUUGCGGUCGCUGUCAAUAUCUCGCAGGUCAUUAAAGGACGCAGACGGUCCCAAGCCAAUCAAGAAUGCUCCCUGGCUGUGGCACCAGGAUGGAAUCCAUCACCAGCGCCUAGAGUCGCAUCAAAUCUUGACUAAGGAGCAGGUGUUCGAGCUGUACCAUUUGGAUCUGGAGCAAGACGGGCCCAACGGCUUUUUCUUGUUCAAGCUGGUCAAAAGGUUCAAGAAGCAGGAUUCUUCCUUGAUGGCAAUUUCUUCGGCCUUGCUAGACGCAGAGCUGACCGCGUCCCCUGCCUCAUCUCCAACUACGCCCACUGCCAUUCUCGAGUCACUCGAGGCCGUCUCGGUGUCCCAAAAGCUGAAGCGACAGCUGCUGCUACAGAAACGUAAGAAGCAACGAAAGUCAUCCAACGACAAUGAGGAGGAUGAGAACCUGGAGGCGUUGUUGACGAUGACGAACAAUAAUACGAGUCUGCAAAACUUGAACUCGUCACUCCAGGAGGUCAUUGAUGCAGUCGACUCUUUGAAGGAUAUGAAGGACGGAGAAGAGUGGUCAAGUCUUUUGAGCCAGUCCCGCCAGGUCACCCAUAUUCCAUCUCAACCCAAGAAGCCAUCGUAUCCGGACAGUGAAGGAGAGUAUACAUCGAGGGAUAAAGAUGCCAUGGAUAUCGACUUGCUGGAGAAGAGAAGGGGUGUCUAUGCUACAGGACGGCUGGAUGGGACGAAUCUUUUGCCCAAGAAGAAAUACAAGGCAUCUCAGAGACGAUCGUCAGUGUCGGCAGCAUCCCGAAUGGCAAGCAUUGGCUCACCUACUACACCUGGAAGCAACGGUGUCGAUUAUGGUGCACAGGAUGGUGCAGGAAACGAGCGGCGCGGCUCUGAUGCGACGGACGGGCCAUCAACACAACAGUUUAAGAAGCAGGCUGUCAGUCAGCUGCACAUCUAUAGCCGAAACGGACUCAAGUUCAAGUUUGAUGUCAUGGAGGACAACGAGCUGCAUUUUGUGGAGGCAUCAAAGAAGUACACUUUCAUGGAUCCAUUGGCCGCCCAUCGACAGCCAGAUCUGAAUGGGAAUAGCGAUGGAAUCUCGCCACUGCGAUCGCCUACUCUGCCCCUUCCUUCCAUUAGCCGCCGCACCAGCUCGGGAACAGCGUCAACAAUCAAUGACUCUAGCCGUCCCCGUCGCAGUGGUAGCACCAGGAGCAAGAGCACGCUCUCUUCUACGGGAUCCGCUAGUGGUCGAAGGGUGUUUGUGACCAGACUAGGUCGACAUACUCUCUUGACCUACAAUGAGUACAAGACCUUGACGAAAUCUGCAAGCAGUUUCACUCUCGGUGCCAAGUUGCUGAUCCAGCGGUCUAUCGCAGUAGCCACUCCCAGCUUUUACAACUCGUCUUCAACAAGCAAUGGUCACGGAAAGGAAUCGACUCAGACCAAUGCUCAUGACGCCGCGUCAGCUAUUAGCCCCACCAAGACCUCUUUCAACUCAUCCGCCAGUCCUACACCAACACCCGCCAGCGGUUCUGACGGCUCUGACUAUUUCAGUGUCAAGAAGAAGCCCCGCACGAUGUCCGGAUUCGCAUCUAAAGCCGUCGCUGCCAUCAAGUCACCCUCGACCCCUUCAGGAACGACGCAGUCAAAGACGCCCCGACCUAUUGUCACGCCCUACAACCCGAAUGACUAUAAGAACAAGUCGCUUUCGGUCUCAAGUUCCAUCACUGGGGCUUCAGAAGAAUCUCAUACACCGCCAACGCCCGCAGGCACUCCUUUAUAUACCCCAAUGGUAGUCGAUAUAUCCCGCUCUGAUUUCCCUUCUCCCUUCCCUAUGCCUCCUAGUCAUGCUUCUUCGCCUUCAGAGCCGAUCCCGUCUUCUCCCCAAACGCCAAUGAGCGCCGUCUCUUCCACGAUGCUUUCAACUUCGUCUCCUGUGUCAACGCCGUCCGUUUCGUCUUCAUCUUCCAACCCCUAUGGCUCGAUUAAGCGGCAGGGCAACCAAGCAGGCCUCAAAUUCCAGCAUCUUUUCGUCACAGUUCACCAGCGUCUUCAAAAGCUGGAGUUGGAUAACGGUGCCUCAUUUUAUGGAUCUUCUCUUGUGCAGUGGACGGUCAUCGAGGAUUCUGCUGAACUGCGAUGGUGGCGCGACAAGAUCGGUAUCCAGAUGAUUGGCCGUCUGGAGGGUGAUGAAUUGUCCCCUGCCACUGCUGCCAAGGUAGCAACGUCUAAAUCGUCGAACCAGUCCGCCUUUUCGUCGGCGAUCAGUGUGAGGUCGUCGUAUGUGUCGGCUGAUAGCUGUAUCUCGGAUGCCACGUCGUCGUCGUCCUCUUCACGCGGCUCAAAGCCCUAUAGGAGCCACGUCUCCGUCGAGAGAUUGGGGUACCGGUUCUUGAGAGUUUCUGGCCAUAUGGGUACACUGAAGGUGACAGUUUCGGAGCAGGUCGAGGCCAGAGCUGUAGGGUUGGCUGUGCGUGCCGAGAUGCUGCGACAGAAGUGGAUGGCCCAGGAGCAGCAGGGCUAUUCUGCCGCCUCAACCGAGGAGGAUCCCUUGGAGCAGCCCUGGGUUGAACUGACGGAUUUGCCAGCAGCCUUGAGUGAUGAUGACGAAGUGGAUGCGGACAAUAUGGGUGUUGAUAGCGACGUGGAGCUGGUUGAUCCCUUGGACAGAACUGUAUCAAAGAAACCAUCGGCGACCUUCUUUGACGAGUACGAGUAUGACGAGUGGACGGGUCGGACGCGACUAAAGAAGGAGUCGAGCACUGACCGGUUCUCUCGACGCAAGAGGCACGACCGUGCCGCUAAGAAACAAGAACAGUCAGCAUCGUUGAUAGAGAGAAUGACUAUGAUCGUGGGCCAGGCCAAGGCGUUCAAGGGCGACUGGUACAUGAAGAACGUUUACAAGUUUCAUUCUUAAAGUAGUAGUAGUCGUAGUCGAGUCCUAUUAAAAAUUAUUUCAGUGACG
Messenger RNA from Gamsiella multidivaricata, 4845 nucleotides. RefSeq lists its product as uncharacterized. NCBI's taxonomy places the organism in Eukaryota, Fungi, Mortierellomycota, Mortierellomycetes, Mortierellales, Mortierellaceae. The coding region runs from base 241 to 4797 and encodes 1518 amino acids. The record is from RefSeq and is a predicted model, not a curated record. The transcript is spliced from 2 exons.